Esox lucius (northern pike) is the source of this 7535-nucleotide messenger RNA. Its product is annotated as zinc finger protein 536. The coding region runs from base 891 to 5045 and encodes 1384 amino acids. Gene Ontology annotation, molecular function: RNA polymerase II cis-regulatory region sequence-specific DNA binding; DNA-binding transcription factor activity, RNA polymerase II-specific. The transcript has 7 exons. Lineage: Eukaryota; Metazoa; Chordata; Actinopteri; Esociformes; Esocidae. Gene Ontology annotation, cellular component: nucleus. The record is from RefSeq and is a predicted model, not a curated record. Gene Ontology annotation, biological process: regulation of DNA-templated transcription.
CACAUAAUUACACCAUAAUCAUUAUAUAAUCCCAUAACAAAGAGUCUAUUGAAACUGUGCCUUUUGUCAACGCCGGGACACUGAAUCUAUAAUUGCAUUAUUCAGCUCCUACCACCCCCAUAUAGAACCAUAACAUAUCAAACCAUCCUGGUGGGAACAUGUAGGAGCGUGAACAGUCGGACAGUGCAUCUACGUCCUACCGCAAAAGUUAGGCAAAAAGUUUAGUCUUCGUCGAAAAAAAUUAUGUUCCCAUGUUACUUGGAACCGUUAAGUGAGCGCGAUUAAUAUUUGACUUUUCUUAUUCUGUUUGAGUAGUACGCCGUGCCCUUGUUCACCUGCUCAGUGGUUUUAAAUAUCAUAUUUAUCCCACUAAUAAAUGUGCUUAAUUCGUAUGGCUUCAAAAUGCUCUCCCAUGCAAGGUGUUAGAAUAAACCCGGUUCGUCAGAGCGCCUGAAAAAAAAAGAAAAAAAAAACUCUCUCAGGACCAGUUUGCGUUUGUAUGCAUUCGAUUGGCAACAUAACUGGCUUAUUUACAUUAAAUACGCCACAAGGUUACAGUGCAGAUGAACGUCAUUUUAUCACUGAUUACUUCUCUUAAGCACUAGCGGUGACUGAUGCUCAGGACGCUCACACUACACAGAUUUACACUGGAGUUUUUUGAGAAGAAAACACUUGAAAUAGUUCACAGAAAAGGCCCCGCCCCCCCUGCAAUCCUGCCCGCGUUCUUCCUGAGCUACGUCGUCAAGGCGGCAGUCCUGCAGGACAGAGACACAUCUCUCCAGGUCGGCGGUCAUUGCUGUUUGCUGUAGCGACUCAGUGGCAGUGACUGCCCGGGUCUCCUCGAACCAGCCAAGCAGACUUCAGACCAGCAUGCAGUUAGGGCGUUAAGGAUGGAGGACUCGAGUUUGUGCCUUGGUGUGUCUUCAGCAGUCUCGGACUCUGACAGAGACCGUCUGAGCAACGCAGUACUAAAUGGCCGAUAUCCCAUCAGUCAGAAGCUCCACCAGCUGACAGCCCAGCUGGGUCACGCCUUCCCCGACCUACAGAGCCGACAGCAGAUCCCUGAGGAGAAAGCUGCCACACCAUUGGAUGAGAAGACCCACGCUGCCCUGGCCAGUCAACCGAUCAGCAGUCAGAUGGCGCUGCUCGCCAACCAGAUCAACCGGGACAUUGAUGCAGGUGCCCUGGCCAACUUAAACGGACGCGUGGACCUCCAGCAAUUCCUCAACGGGCAGAACCUGGGCAUCAUGUCUCAGAUGAACGACAUCGAGGACGAUGCCCGGAAGAACAGGAAGUAUCCGUGCCCGUUGUGCGGCAAGCGUUUCCGCUUCAACAGCAUACUCUCGCUGCACAUGCGCACUCACACGGGUGAGAAGCCCUUCAAGUGCCCCUACUGCGACCAUCGAGCGGCACAGAAGGGCAACCUCAAAAUCCACCUGCGCACCCACAAGCUGGGUAACCUCGGCAAGGGGCGCGGCCGCGUCCGCGAGGAGAACCGUCUUCUGCACGAGCUGGAGGAGAGGGCUAUCCUGAGGGACAAGCAGAUUAGGAGCAGUGGUAGCCUCCUCCAGCCGGCCCAACCCAUGCUCCACCAGCACCUGGGCCCGCAGACUCAGCAGCAGCAACAGCAGCCCGGCUCUGCCUGUGGCCUCCUCACCCCCACCAGCCUGGGCACUCCGGACUCCCUCUCCCAGCCGUCGUCUUCCCCGAAGCCGGCCGUCGCCCAGGACGACCAGGCCCUGAACCCGCCCGCCGGCUUCCGCUGCACCUUCUGCAAGGGCAAGUUCAAGAAACGCGAGGAGCUGGACCGUCACAUCCGCAUCCUGCACAAGCCCUACAAGUGCACCUUGUGUGAGUUUGCCGCCUCGCAGGAGGAAGACCUGAUCAGCCACGUGGAGAAAGCCCACAUCACGGCAGAGUCGGCCGCGGGUCAGGGGGCGGCCGGGGGUGCGGAGAAGACUGCCAGCGAGUUCCGGUGCGAGGUGUGCGGCCAGGUCUUCAGCCAAGCCUGGUUCCUCAAGGGUCACAUGCGCAAGCACAAGGACUCGUUUGAACACAUCUGCCAGAUCUGCGGUCGUCGCUUCAAGGAGCCCUGGUUCCUCAAGAACCACAUGAAAGUCCAUCUUAACAAGCUGGCCAUCAAGAGCAAGCCCCCAGUAGAGGACAUCAAUGCGGUCAAUAACAUGAACAGCGUUGCCCAGGAGGCCCACGCUAACCUCUACUCGCGCUACAUCUCUUGCCUGCAGGGCGGCUUCUUAUCCCCGGACAAGCAGGGUCUGAGCGAGCAACAUCAGAUGCUUGCAAAAGCCGGAAUCGCCAUGAAGGAGAAGGAGAUGCUUGGGAAGCUCCUGGGCCCCAUGGCAGGGAUGGGUCAUGGACUUGGUGAGGGGGAGAAGCGCUCUCUUCUGGGCUGCCUCAACCUGGUACCGCCACUCAAGUCCAGCUGCAUGGAACGUCUCCAGGCUGCCGCCAAGGUGGCUGAGAUGGACCCGCUGAACAGCUACCAAGCCUGGCAGAUUAUGGCACGGGGCAUGGCCAUGGACCGCGCCUUCAUGCCCAAGGAGCAGCACCACGAGCAGCAGCAGCACGAGGAGAUGGUCAACGCUGCCGGUGUGGCCUUCGCAAAAGAGAAGAACGACUACCACACGAUGGGCACCAACGACGGCGCCAAGCAGAGGCAGCACAGCGAGGCUCUGCACGGCUCCAAGGCUGGCAGCGGAGCCAUGAUGCCCCUGAAAGACGACGGGGUGGGUUUCGACGGCCACCGGGACUUCAUGCCCCAUCACGGUGGCCACGGCCUGGGGCUCGGCCUCGACUACAACCACCUGAGUAGCCUGAAGGAGAAGCCCACGGAGUGUCCCGACUGUGGCCGGGUCUUCAGGACCUACCACCAGAUGGUGGUCCACUCCAGGGUGCACAACAAGGAGCGGAGGCCCAUGGAUGAAGCCAUCCAGCAGCAGCAGCAACAGCACAACACCGCGGGCCUGGAUGAGCGGCGUGGCUCGGCCAGCGACCCGGAGUCCCAGUCUAUCAGCAGGUCCACCACCCCUGGGUCCUCCAAUGUGACAGAGGAAAGCGGAGCUGGGGGAGCCCACUCCCAGACGGGCAGUGUCCAAGACGACAGCCCACACCCGUCUUCCCCAUCCUCUGAUGUCGGGGAUGACCUGGUGAAAACGGCGGGGAGUGUUCAGCAGGCCCCGUCCCAGCACCGGGACAGAAGCCUGGGUUCGGCCAUCAAGGACUGCCCCUACUGUGGGAAGACAUUCCGAACCUCGCACCACCUCAAAGUUCACCUGCGGAUACACACAGGAGAGAAACCCUACAGAUGCCCUCACUGCGACUAUGCGGGCACCCAGUCGGCCUCGCUGAAGUACCACCUGGAGCGCCACCACCGGGAGAGGCAGAACGGCGGGGGUCCGUCUGGACAUGCCCCCCCCUCCGAGCACAAGGAGGAACAUGGCAAGGGCGCUGUGUUCGCCCGUCCCGAUGUCCUCCGCAGCUUCUUUAAGGGCAUGCCCUCUAGCCUGGACUUCAGGGGGGGGCCUUUGCAUCCCCACCAGUGGGCGCCUCCGGGCGUCAUGUCCCCCAGGGAGCGCGAACGUGAGAGGGACAGAGAGCGGGAGCGCCACGGCCUGGGGUCCGACAACCCCUCCGAAAGCAUGAAGAGCCCUGAGGGACCCCCGGCUGCAGACGGGCCGGCUAGCUUCAGUGACCUAGGCCGGGCAUACCAGAGCAUGGUGGGAAACGGGGUCAACUUCCAGGGCUCCCUGCAGGCAUUCAUGGACAGCUUUGUCCUCAGCUCCCUCAAGAAGGAGAAGGAGAUGCGAGAGAGCCACCUGCAGACACAACAUUACUUCGAAAGCGGCGAGCCCAAAGCCAAGAGGGCCGACGCUGGCGAGGAAAAGGCAGAGGCGAAGCCCCCGGCAGGCAAACCUGGGUCUCAAUACGAGCCCCUGGACCUGUCCGUCAACGUGAAGCCUGAGACAGGCUCCCUGCCUGGCUCUUCGGUCACCAUCCAGGACAAUGUGGCAUGGCACGGCUGCCUCUUCUGCUCCUUCAGCACGGCCUCAGUGGAGCUGAUGGCGCUCCACCUGCAAGCCAAUCACCUCGGCAAGGCCAGGCAACACAAGGAGGGCAAGGGAGAGCCCUCCCACUCCCUCAAGGUCAACCCAGGCCUGGCCCAUCUCCACGACAGAGACGUUGACAGAGAGGGCGAGAAGAGCCAAUCGGCCUGGCCCAAUCACCUGGAGUCCCAUGCCACCAUGGGAGCCUUCCAGAGUGACUUCUACAAGCAGUAUGGAGUCAUGUACGAUGGCUCCCCAAGGAACCCCGGCCUCCAGGGGUUCGGCGCAACAUGCCCUGACCCAGCCCUGGAGCACCAGAGCCGAGCCAGAGAAGCAGCUGGCGAUGAGCUCUCCGACAAGGCCUCGUGUGGCGAGCCGGAGGAACAGGGUCAAUCCGAUGAUGAGGAAGGCCAAGCCGCUGAGCGAGGCCACGGUGCCGAGCCUGACCAGCCUGAGAGACAGCCGGCCCACUCUGACGAGGAGGAGGAAGAGGAUGAGGAGGACGAGGAUGAGAUGGAGCGAGAGGACGAGGAGGGCGCCACCGAUCGAAUUUCGAAGCAGAUGCAGGCUGAGGGCCCGGCUAGAGAGGCUCAGCGAGCGGGGGCCUCAGCGGGCCCCGGGGCCCCUCCCCAGCCACUUCCCCCGCCCCUGGAGAAGCAGUGGCAGCAGGGUUUGGGUCUCCUUUCAUGUGGCGGCGGUCCCCCAGGGCUGCUGAAGCCGGAACAGGCCCAUCUCGAGCACCAGAUGAACAUGCUGUCCGUCCUAAGGGCCUACAGCUCGGAGAACCUCGCAGCGUUCAACGGCCUUGGAAGCGGCUCCAGCAGUGGCAUCAAGAGAGCGGAGGCACACGUUCAUCUGUGGGUAGGAGAGGACGAAGGCCAUGGAACACUGGGCCCCGCGCUGACCCUCGACCCUAACCUCGCGCAGCCUAACCUAGCUGAUACUGAGACGCACGACGCAGCCUCUCUUAACAGAGACUAACGCCUGCCCCGAGCGCCUCCCGCCCGACCGACCAACCGGAGCCAGGCAGGAACAAUGACGAUGAUGAAGGAAACACGCUAUAUCGAAGACUCUAUUUAAAACAUGCUACCAUCAAACAAGUCAUUCAAAGUGAACUAUGAAGGUGUGUUUGUUUCUUGUCUGAGCGUUUUACCUGAGGAUGGAGAGGAGACUGAAAGACACAGACCUGCUGAUACGCCACUGGAAGACAGACAGACAGCGACAUGAACCAUUCUGUUUCCUGUCCGCUCCCUCUCCCCUCGUGGAUGACUCCAGCCGCUCUGUCUUCUUCCUGUCUCUGAUUGGAUGAUUUAAAUUAAACUACCUGCUAAAUGACAGUCCCUAACACGCCCCUACUGCUACACAUUCCUUGAUUCCAAGAUGGCAUCCAUCCUUGUUGACAAAAAAGAGGCACAAAUCAUUUUCCGACUGAACUGUCGUGCUGGCUCGUGCUUCACUUGUACAACAUACUCUCUCUCCUAUCAGGCCGGUAGAGAAAGGUAUUCACUGACCCCCCCCCUCCCGCAUCACAAUAAUGGUAUUGUCUAAAGACUGUACCAUUCACAACCCUCUUUGGACUGUACCAUUCACACUCCUGUCUGGAUUGUAACAUUUUGCACCCCACUCUGGACUGUACCAUUAACACCCCACUUUGGACUUUACCAUGUACACUCAACUCUGGACUGUACCAUUCAUACUCCAGUCUGGAACGUACAAGUCACAACCCUCUUUGGACUGUACCAUUCACACUUCCGUCUGGACUGUACCAUUGCCUCCUUUUGACCCGACCGAACCUCUUUGGAGACUCAGCACACUUUUUGCCAAGUCAAUUUUACUAGCUUUUUUCCAUCCUGUUUUAGGGCCCAAUUCGCUGUUUGGCUAAAACAAGCUAACAAGGAGAAGAAAGAGAAAAGCACCAAACAAAAACUGAAUGAUGACAUACUUUGACAAUCUUUUCCUGUGCUAGCUAACUGAGAGAGGGACCAGUAUUUCUCAGAUUACAUUGUGGGUGUCAGUAGACGCUAAAACGAAGGACCGAAAGCCUGACCAUAGAAGCCUAAAGUGGGAUGGACGGAUGACUGAGGUUCCUUGCCCCACCCCCUCCCCAAACUGGACUAAGUCCUGGCUCAAGCUUGGGUUUCUCACAUCUUCGCUCUACACCACGGAGCCUGUAGAUGCUCAGAUCUAAAUGUAUAAAGAGAGAAAUAGCAACAACAGUGGGAAAAAAAAAUAUAACAUUGUUUGUGAAAGAGCAAAAAGCAUUGAAGUGACAGUAAUGACUAGUUUACACAACCUUGUGCAUUAGAUAGACAUAGAGCUUGAAGAGAAGAAAAAACAGCCGGGGGUCCCCCUCCCCUUCAUCUCUCCUAUUGACUUCAAGGACUAUAGUGCUGCAGAUGUUUGUAAGAUACUGCCACCAAUCAAUGUUUCAAAGUGUUACUGACUACUGAAAUGGUUUGAUGUAUUUACUUUAAAAAAAGAUGAAAAAAAACUGGAAAAAACACAUAUUGUCUAGCAUUAGAUACAGUCAUGCGUUGUUGCAUCUAUAAAGCUAGCUGUUUUAGAUGGUAGGCCUUAGGGUUGAUAUUUUUUUUCAAGUACUGUACUUUCUGCCUUCUACAUUUUAAAGAAAAAAAGAAAAAGAUUGACAAUCUACUCAUGUGCUGCAAACAUAUGCCCAUAUAUACAUAAUACAUUAAGCAUAGAAGGAUUUCAUUUUUUUUUUCUCUCAAAAGUAUUUUGCACUGUGAUAGUAUUAUAAAUCAAAUCUAUACAGUACAAAACUAGCUAACUAACUAAAAUGAAGGUGUGUGUCUGUGCGUCCCUUGACAUUGUGAAAUGUUUCUAUGUCCUCUUGUGAACCCUGAGAAUUAUACUGCGGUAUGUACAGUGCAAAUAUAUACAUUUUCAGUUUGAUGGACUACAGUACAUGACUUUGACAAAAUGUUACCAGAAUUUGUUUUUUGGUGCCAACCCAAGGCACGUCAGUCACUAGUGUGGUCCUGUCUAAAGCGGCAAUGAUCAAUGCCUAAAUUCCACAAGAGGUUGAAAUUCCUCUCCACAGAAAGCAUUGUCUGUUUUUAAAUGAGCUUUUCUAGCCUUUAGUCAAUGAAUUCUCCCAAUUCCAAAAUACAGUGACAAAAAAAGUAUGGGAAAUGGAAACUAAAAGUGAUGUUGUAGGGAAUUUAACAGGGUGCUGAGAAGUAGACUGUGGGACUAGGUCUGAGUUAACCAAUCAGAGGGCCUGGUCGGUCCCGUAGCGACGGCCUCUGUCCCGUCUCUGUCGUGUGGUUGUUAACCUGAGAGGGGAUACUAUUUCCUGUCUGGCUCGUUGUGAACCAGUAUGAUCAUUCCAUGUACGAACCUGUCUUGUGAGCUGAAAACUUUUCGUUUGCUGUAUUCUCAUGGCAGAUGCUUCGUUUUGUAACUACUGAACUGUACUUAUAAUAAAAAUAAAAUGUAUUCGAACUA